Molecule: messenger RNA, 1287 nt
Organism: Paraphaeosphaeria sporulosa
Lineage: Eukaryota; Fungi; Ascomycota; Dothideomycetes; Pleosporales; Didymosphaeriaceae
Exons: 1
Coding region: 1-1287 (428 amino acids)
Source: RefSeq, a predicted model, not a curated record
AUGGCAUCUUCCGACCAACCACCUGGCGUCCGUCGUCGAGCUAUGUCACCACCCAGUCGGGAUGGCACCUCCGCGACUGAGAAACUUCAAUCCAUAUCAUCCACAACUGAAUUGCCCAAUGAUAAGAUAGAGAUUCUCCCAGACAUAUCCAGGAUCCCUGAAACACCGUCUCAGAGCCCUCCCGACCUCGAGUGCCAGACCGCCGACACCACUGCUACACCUGGGCCGCACAAACCACCCCUAACAGGACCACCCUACGUCCGUACCCGGGCAUGGUCCUUCAGACCAUUCCGUGUCUGCUGCCGGAAAUGGAUCCUCAGCCUAUUCGCCGCGCUCAGUGCCUCUAUCCUGGCGCACUACUAUCUUGGAACUUGUUGCGGCAUUUCCGCCAUGUCUCAAGCGGUGCCGACGCACACCGGAGCGGUCGACACCACAAACCAAUGGGUUCCGUACAACUGUCCAGAUGGCUCCAAGACGUCAUGCAAGAUGCCGCCCCUGUUCCGGGAGUUGAUGGAACAUCAAGCGAGUUCGACUGACUUGGCACAAAGCAUAAACGCAGCCGCAACCUCACCCAACAAGCCGAAGUACAUCCAGUACGAUCAGAGGUCGAUAGAGUACUUCAUACACCAGAACACACUAGCGGCGGCCAAAAUCGCGAACGCAAUGCUCAAGCUUCAGAAAGACGUACAGGAAAUGCAGUCCACGGUGGCUCAAAGUUUCUCAACAAGCCUCAGCACGCUCUUCGAGAGCCCGCAUUGUGGACUGGACAUUGCUGAAGCCUUUGUGACCAACGCCACCGCGACUUGGACGUACUUCUAUAAACACAUCCAGUCCGACGUGCGGAGGCUGCAGAAAGCCUUGGAUGAUCAUGUAGUGAACUUGAGCCAUAUUAUGAUCCACGUCAGAUAUGUAUGGCAAUGUGACGAUAUUUGGCAGAAACGAGGAAAGAGACGGUUCAUUGGUAUUGCCUCGUACUCCAAGACUUGGGACUGCGAGCAUCUAGCACCAUCAGAGCUACUGUCGAUGAUUGACACCAUGCUCAAGGAUGCUGCGUGCGAUAUGGAAAUGCUUGCCCAAUAUGAACAACUGAUGGAGAAGGUUGGGCCGGCGCUCAAGGAGAGACUCAGGAAGAUAUUGGCGGUGAGGGAUCAAUCAAUCGAGGCCACUAUUGAGGGAUUGGAUGCCACUAUUACGGGAUUCGAUGCGGAGCGUGAGAUCUGCGAAGCUGGUGAGAUGCUCGUGCCCGGGUUGGACAUCAAUGCCAAGGAUGUAUGCGGGUCAAAGUAG